AAACAGAAUCUGUUAUUUUCAGUUUCUAACUACAGCAGAUGUUUGUAAUUCAUAAAGUAACAUUUGCUUAUUAGCAAAAUGUGCGUGCUAGGAGAGUCAUAAGCAAGCUUCUGCUAUCCUGAUAGCCACAGGAGAUCCAUAAAUCCUCAGAAACGAAACGGCAUUUAGCGGUAAAAACAUUUCGCGACCGGUAGGGAUUAUCAUAAAAAUAACAGUUUUUCGAAAAAGGUACUUCGUAUAAAUGGGAUGGGAGCUCGCUGGCAGUGGUCAAACUGGUUGAGUGUCUUCGCCGAGUUCAACAAAGAUGGUACCUUCGAUGAUGAUGGUGAGUGCGAUAAUCUUCGCCUGCUGGUUGCCGGGGGCGAUGUCCGCUGCUGUUGACCCCCAACAGCCGCAAGAAGACGACGACGCCCUCCUCGGGGAGUUUCAGCUGGGAAACAGGAGGUUCACUGCUGCUGUUUACGGGGAGCUGCUAAAACAAAAGAAGGGAAACUUCAUCGUUAGUCCUUUUUCGGUAGAAACCAUCUUGGCAUUGACAAAUGAAGGCGCGAAAGGAGAAACAUCUGAAGAGCUAGUGAAAGGCCUAUCAUUACCCGAAGACAGAGAGAAAAUUAGACAAGCCAUGAAAUCCCUUUUGCCAAAACUUACGGCGAGAAAUGAAGACAGCCAGAUCCUUAUGGCGAAUAAGAUAUAUGCUGAUAAUUCUGCUUCUUUGAAUGCUGACUUUGCAGAGAUGGCCAAAACUGUGUAUGGUUCUGGUAUCGAGAAUCUUAAUUUUGCAGACAACAAAGCGGCUGCAAACGAGAUCAACCAAUGGGUGGAGAAACAUACAGACAGCAAAAUCCAGAAGUUGAUCUCAGCAGAAGACAUCACAGAAGACAUGAAGCUCGUCCUAGUGAACGGCCUCUACUUCGACAACAAGUGGACGAAGCCCUUUACGGUAGAACGGACGGCAAGAAAACCGUUCUACAGACAGUUGAAUGACAGCUCUGAUGUUGAUAUGAUGAGACAAAUAGAGUACUUCAAGUACUAUGAAAAUACGGAGUUGAAGGCGAAGUUCUUGGAGUUGAACUAUAAAGGAAAUAAUGUGAGUAUGGUGAUCGUGCUGCCCGAUGAAAAUGUAGGCUUAUCUGCCCUGGAACAAAAUAUUGAAAAAGUACUGGAGCCUCAGCCAUACGAAAUGCAAAGAGUGGACCUCAGCUUGCCAAAAUUCAGCGUGGAAUCAAAAGUACAGUUUGUGCCCAUUUUAGAAAAUCUUGGCGUAAACAAGUUGUUCAGCGACAGAGCCGAACUGAAAGGAUUUUUAUCGGAACAAGUAGUGCAACUUCACGUAUCGUUAAUAGUUCAGAAAGCGUUCAUAAAUAUAACCGAAACUGGAACCAGGGCUGCUGCAGCUACUGGAGUUGAGCUAUGUCCAAGGGCUUGCUCUACUGACGAACCAGGAGACCACGUAUUCUUGGCUGAUAGACCGUUCCUCUUCUUCAUCAAGAAGUGCGACGUAGUUCUUUUUGCAGGAAAAUACUGCAAUGUGUGAUUUCGAACUUACUUUCCUUAGGCUUAAGAUGAACUACUCAUGACUGAAUGUGAAUUUUAUUUUUUAGUAAUAAAUUUUAC
Messenger RNA from Acanthoscelides obtectus, 1614 nucleotides. Lineage: Eukaryota; Metazoa; Arthropoda; Insecta; Coleoptera; Chrysomelidae. The record is from the annotation of a GenBank genome assembly.